UGCAUCCUCCUACAAAAGGAGGGGCCUCCACCUCAGUGUCCCUCACCGUGUGCUCAGUGUUCAUCUUCUCCAAAACUUCAAUCAGGUUGUCCCUCUGAUCUCCUGAAGAAGAAUGGAUUCAAUCCAGAGGCAGGACUCCUUUGAUGACUUGAUUAACCUCGCCGACGAUGUGGUUGUGGAGGCGCCUACUCUCUCCAGCGAGGAGAUGGACCGUGCAAGGAGGGAGGCUCUGGAGAUACUGAGAAACAACUCCCCUGAAGAGGCUUUCAGGAUUUUCACCCAGGGUUUAAUAGGGCAGGUGGUUCAGAGCCCUGUGGUGGGCAAUGCUACUACUCCUCCUACUACCAAUCAGGCCGUGACCGUGAGCGUCCCUCCCAAGGCCGGCGACGGCGAGCCCAAGACCGCACCCCGUCCUCCGAACAACUGACCGAGAUCGACUCGCGGCCGGUCGGGUCGAGAAGCCUACCUGCUCCUGCGGUGCGUGCGCCGUCCAGCUCCUCUACCCGCUCUGUGCCUGAGAAUAAUCGUGUCUAGUGUGCUGAACACCAGCCGUUUCCUUUAGAGAAGUUAAACCAUGUUUGUUUUUUUAUGGCGGCC
Messenger RNA from Oryza sativa Japonica Group (Japanese rice), 597 nucleotides. RefSeq lists its product as uncharacterized. The record is from RefSeq and is a predicted model, not a curated record. NCBI's taxonomy places the organism in Eukaryota, Viridiplantae, Streptophyta, Magnoliopsida, Poales, Poaceae.